This is a messenger RNA of Papaver somniferum (opium poppy), 945 nucleotides long. RefSeq names its product putative F-box/FBD/LRR-repeat protein At5g44950. Bases 1 to 945 code for a protein of 314 amino acids. Lineage: Eukaryota; Viridiplantae; Streptophyta; Magnoliopsida; Ranunculales; Papaveraceae. The record is from RefSeq and is a predicted model, not a curated record. The transcript is spliced from 3 exons.
AUGGAAAUUGAUGAUCGCAUUGGUUUCGGUGAAUCUAAUACCUUGGAACAAAUACAGACAAUGAGCGUACAGUGCUCGACGGUUUUACUGAAAAAAGAUGACCGACGUUUUGAAUGCAUGGCAAAUUCAAAACUACAACGCUCGUCCAGUGAAGGAUCAAAACUAACGAUGAAGAAAGGCAACAAAGAUAGAAUCAGCGAAUUACCUGAUGCUUUAAUUCAUCACAUUCUUCUAUCUUUCCUAAACAUAGAACAUGUUGUGCAAAUGCCCAGAAGAUGGAGGUAUCUUUGGGUUUCUCUACCUACUUUAAGAAUAUCCGAUUACUAUAUGGAUUGGAAUGUGGAAGACCCCUUUGAAGCCUUGCACAGUUCAUCAGAUAUCCAGACUUUGGAACUUAGAUGGGAAAACGUUGGUAACUUCAAAAGUGAUUUGGGUUUUAAGUACGACGUUUCAAGACAUGUCGCAACAUGGAUCAUGGCUGCUGUUAAGCAGCAAGACCUAAAUCUUACUUUGUUUCUAAGAGAGAUGAUCAAAUUUCCGGACUGUUUGUUCACCUGCAAAUCACUGACAAAGUUAAGUGUUCAUGGGUUUGGCAGGGAUUUGACAUCCUUUGGUCUGCCCGAUGUUGCUGUGUAUAAUUUCCCUCGGCUAAGAUAUCUGCAGCUUAAGGGAGUCUCGCUUGUGGAUGAAAACUUAACUAUCUUUAAACACUUACAACCGGACAAUUGUGAGUCGAUUGAUGAAUAUGACAUCACUGUUAAGUUAUCUGCUCCAAAUCUCACAUCCCUUGUCUGCAAAGAUUUUAUGUCACAAGACUAUUCCCUGGAGAACCUUUCUUCUCUAGUCACAGCUGAUAUUGGAGCGACGGUUAUAGACGGGAAGAAACACCGAAAGCUAUUUCAGAGAUUGCUACAGAUGUUAAAGAGUUGUACGGUGCUCGAAUGA